UCGGGGGCCGAGACACUUGCGCACAAAAGAAUAAAAAGCGGAGAGAGAGAGAGUGAGCGCGCUAGAGAGAGAAAGUGCGAGAAAAAUCGGAAGGUCACGCUGCUACGUUAAUGGCGGUUAGGGUUUUCUACUGAUCACCGGGAACCCUAAUCACCCCCUCUAUCCUCCCCAAUCUCUCUUUUCCCCCGCCCUCAAAACCCUAAUUUAACAUUUUCUUAAAUCCAAUUCUCCUGUUCGAUUCAGUCUCUUGCCCAAUUAUUCAAUUUUUGCUCCGAAUUCGAAUCGCAGACUUUGGAGCUACGAUGGGCGCGCCAGAUAAAGCGCCGGUCAAUUCGAAUUCGAUGCAGCGUGUUAAGGUUUACCGUCUGAGUGAGGAUGGAAAAUGGGAUGAUCAGGGAACUGGUCAUGUCACGGUUGACUAUAUGGAGCGUUCAGAAGAGCUGGGUUUGUUUGUUAUUGAUGAAGAAGACAAUGAGACAUUACUUCUGCAUCGAAUCAGCUCGGAUGACAUUUACAGAAAGCAAGAAGAUACAAUUAUCUCAUGGAGGGAUCCAGAAUAUUCUACUGAAUUAGCUCUCAGUUUUCAGGAGCCUACAGGCUGCUCUUACAUAUGGGACCACAUAUGCAGCGUUCAAAGGAAUAUACAUUUUAAUUCUCUUAGCAAUGAGACAUUUCACAGUGCAAACAGUGAGUUGAGGGAGCUCCCUACGGUUGAGCUAUCCACACUUCCCUUAAUCGUUAAGACUGUGACUGAGAGUGGCAUUGCUGAACAGAUGCGACUUACAGAAUUGAUAUUGACUGAUCAAGAGUUUUUUCGAAAGCUCAUGGGCCUAUUUAGAAUCUGUGAAGACUUAGAAAAUGUUGAUGGUCUUCACAUGAUAUACAAAAUAGUAAGGGGGAUCAUUCUGCUGAAUAGUCCUCAGAUCUUUGAGAAAAUAUUCGGUGAUGAUUUAAUCAUGGAUAUUAUCGGUUCCCUUGAGAAUGACCCUGAAUUAUCUAAUGUCCAACGUCAUCGUAACUUUUUGAAAGAACAUGUUGUUUUUAAGGAGGCCAUACCGAUUAAAGAUGCUAUUGUGUUGUCAAAGAUACACCAGACGUAUAAAGUUGGAUAUUUAAAGGAUGUUGUUUUGGCUAGAGUUCUGGAUGAGGCCACAGUUGCAAAUCUCAAUUCCAUUAUUCAUGCAAACAACGCUGUCGUUGUUUCUUUGCUAAAGGAUGACAGUACCUUUAUUCAAGAAUUGUUUGCUAGAUUACGGUCGCCAUCCACCUCUGCGGAAUCUAAAAAGAAUUUGGUAUAUUUCUUGCACGAGUUUUGUAGUUUAAGCAAAAGCCUGCAGAUGGUCCAGCAGCUUCGGCUAUUUAGGGAUCUCAUGAAUGAAGGAAUCUUUGACAUUGUAACUGAUGUGUUGCAGAGUGAAGACAAAAAGCUUGUAUUAACUGGGACAGAUAUCCUGAGUCUUUUCAUGAAUCAGGAUCCAAACCUUCUGCGUUCAUAUGUUGUUCGUCAGGAAGGAGCUCUACUUUUUGGACUCUUGGUUAAAGGAAUGAUUACAGAUUUCGGAGAGGACAUGCACUGCCAGUUUCUUGAAAUUCUUCGUAGUCUACUAGAUUCAUACACAUUGUCAGGAGCUCAGAGAGAUGCAAUUAUCGAGAUAUUCUAUGAGAAGCAUCUGGGGCAGUUAAUUGAUGUUAUAACAGCGUCAUGUUCUUUGGAAGGCAAUGGUCAAUCAUUUGAUAAAUCUUCUAUCUCUGGUGGAAGAGGUGAAAGUCAGAGUGUUGCGAAGCCUGAAAUAUUAUCAAAUAUAUGCGAAUUGCUUUGUUUUUGUGUCCUUCACCAUCCAUUCAGAAUAAAGUGUAACUUUCUGCUUAGUAAUGUGAUGGAUAAAGUUUUGUUGGUUACACAAAGAAGAGAAAAGUAUUUAGUUGUUGCUGCAGUUCGAUUUGUUCGCACUAUUCUUUCACGUCACGAUGAGCAUCUGAUAAAUCAUAUUGUUAAGAACAACCUUCUGAAGCCAAUUGUCAAUGCAUUUGUUGGUAAUGGAAAUCGAUAUAACCUGCUGAACUCGGCUGUUUUAGAACUUUUUGAGUUCAUCCGGAAGGAAAACUUGAAGUCGUUGGUUAAAUACUUGGUUGAUUCAUUCUGGGAUCAGUUGGUCAGAUUUGAGAAUUUUGCUUCGGUUCACUCCCUCAAAGUAAAAUAUGAGCAGUGCCUAGAACAUUUUGGAACCAAAGGCACGGCUAAUGUGUCAGACCCUAGAAAACGAAAUGAUGAGCGUGCUUUGGAGAAAGAAGAAGAAGAGUAUUUCAACGAGGACAGUGAUGAAGAAGAUACAGCAUCUGCAUCCAUGCCAAAUACCCAAAAAGUACAGGCCCAACCGCAACCUGUUUUAUCCAAUGGAGUUGCUGCAAGUUAUCCACCAUCCAGUCCAAGGUCUGUUGGGCUGGUGGAUUAUGAUGACGAUGAGGACGACGAAGACUACAAGCCACCGCCCAAGAAACAUCCUGAACCUUCUGAUGAAGAGGAAGGAACAAUGGAGUCCCUUAGGUUGAAGCGGAAAUUGGCUUCUAAGGAUAGGGAGACCGAGCUAGCAAAGAGGCAAAGGUUGGGUAAAAACUCCAAGCCAAAAGAAAGUGUGUUUGCUGCUUUGUGUACAACUCUAAGCCAGGCAGUGCUACCGAAUAAGAAAAUUGCAAGCAGUAUGCAUACAACUCGCAUAGCUGAGGGGGUCAACAACUCAGGUGAAGGGAAAAAUCAAGAGAAUGAUGAGCAUGCUAUUUCUAAGAGCUGUUCUGAGAACAACAGUUGCGAUGAUGCUGACAAUAGGGAAAAUGAGCCUACUACUUCUAGAGGCUGCUCGGAUCACUUGCAUGGCACACCGGAUGAUAGACAGUUGGGUGGAGAGGACUGCCCGUUGAUACCACCAAAAUCUUCACCGGAAAUGGCUGUAAAUGGGUCGUAAGUUAUAUUUAGCUAACGGGGUUACUGCUUUGUGUUGUUUAUGCAACUCGUGAAUGCGUGCUUGGUGCCAGAAAGCGGUGCCCGGCCGCGGAUGAGCAUUCAUUUGGAAGA
This is a messenger RNA of Pyrus x bretschneideri (Chinese white pear), 3070 nucleotides long. Its product is annotated as serine/threonine-protein phosphatase 4 regulatory subunit 3. The record is from RefSeq and is a predicted model, not a curated record. NCBI's taxonomy places the organism in Eukaryota, Viridiplantae, Streptophyta, Magnoliopsida, Rosales, Rosaceae. Gene Ontology annotation, cellular component: protein phosphatase 4 complex; nucleoplasm. Gene Ontology annotation, biological process: protein dephosphorylation. Gene Ontology annotation, molecular function: protein phosphatase activator activity. The transcript has 24 exons. Bases 303 to 2960 code for a protein of 885 amino acids.